Messenger RNA from Pochonia chlamydosporia 170, 702 nucleotides. RefSeq names its product HhH-GPD domain-containing protein. The transcript has a single exon. Lineage: Eukaryota; Fungi; Ascomycota; Sordariomycetes; Hypocreales; Clavicipitaceae. Gene Ontology annotation, molecular function: kinase activity; ATP binding. Bases 1 to 702 code for a protein of 233 amino acids. The record is from RefSeq and is a predicted model, not a curated record. Gene Ontology annotation, cellular component: cytoplasm.
AUGGAAGACACAUACAACGCUCUAGCAAAGCGCAUUCGAACAAAAUGGGCUGAACGAAAAGCACUCGGCCAAGCUCGACUACUCGUCGUUGUCGCUGGUCCGCCAGGCUCCGGCAAAACCACAAUCGCCAAUAAAGUCGUCGAGCAUGUAUCAAAAUCCAGCAAUGCGCCGUCAAUUGUUUCAAUAUCGGCAGAUGGAUUUCACCUCUCACGGAAAACAUUGCAAUCGCUUCCCAACGCACAGGAAGCUAUUGCCCGCCGCGGUGCACCGUGGACAUUCGACGGCACUGCGGCAGCAGAACUCGCACGCAAACUCCGGUCAGAAGCCGGACGCAGUGCCGUUUCUGCUCCGACAUUCGACCACGCCAUCAAAGAUCCUGUUCCAAAUGGUGUAUCAGUGGCGGCUGAGACAGAAGUCUGUAUUUUUGAAGGCAACUACCUAUUAAGCGACGAGGGUCCCUGGAGAGGUAUUGGAGAUUUGGCAGGUGAUCGGUGGCUUGUCAGAGUUGACCCUGACAUCGCAAGACAACGGCUCGCCAAUAGACAUCUUCAGGCUGGAAUAGAAACUACGAUGGAGGAUGCAAUUAGGCGUGCUGAGAGCAACGACAUGGUGAAUGGGGAGUAUGUCAUGACACACAGUUUUGGGCGAUAUGAUAUCCUAAUUGACAGCGCGGAGGAGUCAGGGCCUACGAAACAGUCCUAG